AUGAAGUCUUUGGACAUAUCCUCUCGAGAAAACCUCCUGUUGCGAGCCCUUCUUGCUGAGCGCUUCGGUCAUUUCGCUGGCAUUAUUUUUGCGCGGCCGGAGAACAGUGUCUCAGAAAUCCUCAAUACACACGCUCCUGAUUUGCUGUGGACCGUCCGAGGUUGCAUUGUACAGCCCCCAGUCGUCCACGCAGGUCCGCUUGUUCGUGACUGCCUAGGGUCUAUUUCUCCUGACCAUUGUUACCCAGUCGACGAGACUUCGGACGACCAUGCCGGCAUACGGACCAAUGGCGAAAUUGCCGCAUUCUAG
Penicillium nucicola is the source of this 309-nucleotide messenger RNA. RefSeq lists its product as uncharacterized. Bases 1 to 309 code for a protein of 102 amino acids. NCBI's taxonomy places the organism in Eukaryota, Fungi, Ascomycota, Eurotiomycetes, Eurotiales, Aspergillaceae. The transcript has 3 exons. The record is from RefSeq and is a predicted model, not a curated record.